Molecule: messenger RNA, 378 nt
Organism: Cucumis melo (muskmelon)
Lineage: Eukaryota; Viridiplantae; Streptophyta; Magnoliopsida; Cucurbitales; Cucurbitaceae
Product: protein RALF-like 34
Exons: 1
Coding region: 1-378 (125 amino acids)
Source: RefSeq, a predicted model, not a curated record
AUGGCUUCCAAAUCCCUCCUCUUCCUCCUCUUCACCCUCCUCCUACUCUUCCUCUCUUCCUCCUCCGCCCACCUCUCCGUCGACACAUCCCUUAAACUCAUGGCCGACGCCCUCGAAUGGCCCACCACCACUUCCCUCAUCCAAUCCCCCACCGACGACGACCUCGACGACGAUCUCGACCUACAACAAGACCCCCGCAGAUCUCUCUUCUGGAGGCGAGUCCACUACUACAUUUCCUACGGUGCCCUCUCCGCCAACCGGAUCCCUUGCCCACCCCGCUCCGGCCGUCCUUACUACACUCACAACUGCUACAAAGCUCGUGGCCCUGUCAAUCCUUACUCCCGCGGCUGCUCCGCCAUCACUCGCUGCCGACGCUGA